AUACUCUUUUUAGCAAGCUACAAAAAGCACCUAGCAAGUUUUUUAAUUACUUUCGUAUGAGUGAAUCCACAUUCAAUUAUUUGCUAAUUCAUCUCUAUUAUAUCGUAUUUAUAUUAUAUAUUAUAUCGUAUUUAAAUGAAGACGACGCCAUGAUGACUACCAAACUGUAAACAAUGGCCGCCACGCAUCGGGGUCUACGCACACAGAGACAAUUUAGAUACACGUAUAGCACACAUACAAACAUUAUCGCCCGACGGCUCACAGGUGUCCGAUAGUGCCGCCAGCAUAUCGGUGUCGGCUCCGAUAUCCGAUAUCGGGCCGGACAAUAUGAAAGACAGGUACAUAUUUCAUACAUUUUACUUACCCCGAUAUCGGAUCGGCGUCCGACACCGAUAUCGGAUCGGGUAAUGUGAAAACGCUCUUAUGGUAAACGUAAUUGUAAUCUGUGAUGUAAUUUCUAAACAUGUUUGAACAAGUCGCCGCAAAAUUUAAAUUAUUAAAAGAGAAUGAAACGGUAAAUACUGUAGGGCGUCAUCUCGUAGAGUUUUGUCUUUAUACGGUUUAAUAAUUAUUAUGGAUAUUCCUAUAUGUUUUUCCCAGUAUUUUAUGAAUAAGCAAAAUGUUAGAUCGUUUCAAAACAUAUUUAAUAUUAAUUUAUUUAGAUCGGCCGAAAAUGAAGAAUAUAUUCAGCAGGUCCUUCAAGAUUCGGUAAGUGAAAUAUCUCAAGGAUUGCGUGAUGUAUUAAAUAACUUGAGAAUCAAUAUUUUGAAGUACUGUAAACAAGAUUUUAAAGAAGUUUUUGAACCUCCAGGACAAACCAGGACGUUGUGUCCUGUUGAUAAAGGAUAUAUUUUUAAUGGUUGCUCGACAGGAUUGUUUAAAAUUAUACCAAAAGCGCUCUUCGGAAAUAACCAUAAUUUAAAAAUAUUUCAAAAGUGUUUGAAAACCAUAAUUUACAGUAUGAGGAAACAGCAUUUCAAUUUCUCAAUGCUUUUAAAAAGAUGGAACUAUAAUGUGGGGCUAUGGACUUCUUUCGAAUUUAAUAUUGCGCAGAAUAUUCUGCUAUCCAUUUUAGUGUGGGUAUUCAAAAAUAUUUUAUCGGCAAUUAUUUGUCUUCAUUUUUAUGUAACAACCUGUAAAAUAGACGCGGACGAGAAUAAGCUACAUUAUUUUUGGAAAUUUCAAUGGCACAGUUUUUACGACAAAGAAAUAAAUAAAUUACUAGUUCGACGUGCUAUAAGCAAAUAUGAGCCUUACUGUCUGGGCAAAAAAGUUAAAAAAAGAUUAAAAUCUCAACAAUGUCUUACAAUUAAAAACAUCAGAAGGGAUAUACCGAAACUACACUUAAUCUUAAAGCCUAAUAACGAAGUUAGACCAAUCGUUCGAUACAAGAAUGGGAUAUUAAGUAUUUCGGAAAAAUAUAAAAUCAAGGAAAAAUUGUUGUUCCUGAAAUUUUUAAACGGACAUGGAGGACGAAAAUUAGAAACUCAGUUUGUAACGUUACAUUCAGAAUGGUUGAAACGAAAUAAACCAAAAUUAUAUUUUAUUAAAGCUGAUUUACGAAAUGCUUUUGGAUCUAUCAAUAAGUCGUUACUUAAAAGAAUAAUUUCGGAGAAGAUUGAGAAAAAUGAGAUUAAGAAUUUUAAGAAAGAAAAUUCUUACUAUUUUAAAAAAUUCAGUGUGCAAUAUAAAGAAUUGUUGGCUGAACUUCAGAAGUCCAUAUAUGUUCGAGUUGGUUCCACAAUUUUUACUUGGCAAUCUGGAUUAGUCCAAGGCUACGUAUAUUCACCUGCUUUAUCUGAAUUAUAUUAUUCAUACUUAGACAAAUUGUAUUUUUCCGACCUCCUUAAACAAAGUGAAAAUCAGCUAAAACUUUUUACUAGAAUUGUCGACGAUUAUCUGUACAUUACUGAUUGUUUAGAUGACGCUUAUGCGUUCAUAAAUGCCCUGUCUAAUUACAAAAAUGUUAACUACAAUAAAACUGCUGUAAACUUUGAAUGCCCAGGUAUAAACUAUAGCGAUGUCAUACAAUUCGUGGGAUACACAUAUAAUACGCAAAAUUUAUUUGUUAAUAGAGCGAGUAACAUUUAUGCUGGUCAUAUGUGUUAUAAAAUAACAUUCUCCCAAUCGAUCAGCAAUAUAAAUACAUUUUUAGAGAGCAGAAUUGGCCAGACUGGUAUCCCAAUAAAUUCUCUUUUAUUUAAUUUAAAUAACAUGGAUGAAGAAAUACUAUGGCGCAAUAUUUUCGUCACAUUUUGUAUAUCCGCAAAUAAGUUUUGUACAAUACUAUCGAUAUUGUGUGAGGACAUGUUAGACUAUUUACCAAUUUAUAAGAGGCAAGUUAGUGUCAAGCUUACGAACUCUAUAAUAAAAGUAUUGUCUCGAAAUAAACCUAGUGAUUAUAUGUUUAUGUACUGCAUAAAUCAUUUUCGUUAUUUGUCGUUUAAGGCCUUACUGCUAUGUGCUAAAAAGACACCCAAAUGCAGUAACCUUGUUAGCCAUAUAAACGUAGAAUUAUCGAAAUGUAAUUGUCUAUUCGGUAAAUGGCGGGAGCAUGCAUCUAGAAUAAGUAGAAAUGGCGAUUCAGAGAAACCGGCUAUACAAAUGAUAUGCAGAAGAACAGAUUUGAGAAGAAUUACGAAGACAUUUGAAGAUCUGCCCACAGGUUUUGAGUGCUAUAAGAAUAUGUAUGUGUGAAAUUAAACAAAUAGUAU
Pieris rapae (cabbage white) is the source of this 2714-nucleotide messenger RNA. RefSeq lists its product as uncharacterized. Gene Ontology annotation, molecular function: telomerase RNA binding; telomeric repeat DNA binding. The transcript has a single exon. The coding region runs from base 574 to 2697 and encodes 707 amino acids. Lineage: Eukaryota; Metazoa; Arthropoda; Insecta; Lepidoptera; Pieridae. The record is from RefSeq and is a predicted model, not a curated record. Gene Ontology annotation, biological process: telomere maintenance via telomerase. Gene Ontology annotation, cellular component: telomerase catalytic core complex.